Messenger RNA from Thlaspi arvense, 797 nucleotides. The record is from the annotation of a GenBank genome assembly. Lineage: Eukaryota; Viridiplantae; Streptophyta; Magnoliopsida; Brassicales; Brassicaceae.
AUGAUGAGUUAGAUGCUGAUAUUACUUUAUUGGUGCUCUUAGUUUUCUGUCAGAUGAUGUGUCUGAGGAAACGACUACAACGACAACUUCAAUUGCAAAUUGAACGUCCUAUUCGACGUGUAACCACAAGAGCUAGUCAAGACUAUAUAGAGAGGGCGUUAAAGGAAGAUCCUCUUCACUUUCGAAAGUUAUAUCGGAUGGGUCCAGAUAUUUUUUUGAAGUUAUGUGGUCUCAUCCGAGAAAGAAAAAUUUUAACCGAUACAAGAUAUAUUAGCCUUGAAGAAAUAGUCGCAUCCUUCCUUCUAAUAGUUGGCCAAAAUUCGAGGUAUUGUUAUACAAGAAACACUUUUAAAAGAUCAAAGUUUGCUAUGAGCUACAAUUUUCAUAAAAAGUUUUGUCGAUCAGAUAAUUUUCCAGAAGAAACAAAUAGUAGUGAUGAAGAAGAAGAUCUUGAAGAAGUUAAUAACAAUAACGAAGAAGUUGGCAAGAAAGUUCUUGUAACCCAUGAUCAACAAAGAGAACAUGCCAACCAAUUGAGAGCAACUAUUGCAAUAAAGAUAUUUUUACAUUGUUUUGCGGCGAUGGCGACGGCGUUAGUGAUGAACGGCGAAUCGAAGAAGCAACCUCGGCCAGGCCGCGGCGGCUUCCAAGGCCGUGGAUUGACUGAGGAAGAAGCUCGAGUUCGCGCCAUAUCAGAAGUCGUCAGCACAAUGAUUGAGCGCUCCCACCGCAACGAGAAUGUUGACCUAAACGCAAUCAAAACCGCCGCUUGCCGGAAAUACGGCUUAGCGCGAUCG